AUGGAAUCGUUCAUUGACUCACCUGAAGAAGUUAUUGAAUUGUGUAAUCUGUUACAUCAAUCAACGCAACUUAAGAAAUCUGGUCGAUGUAUCAAAUUCACCAAUACCAUAUUCAAUACCGACGUGGCUGUUGAUUCCUGGAAGUUUAUGGAUUGGGAUUAUGGUAAGGAUAAAAUCAAAUUGCCAAUUCAAGCCAGAGGGUUGUUUACUAUAAACGAUGAAAAAAUUGCUGUUCGUGGGUACGAUAAGUUUUUCAAUGUGGAUGAGAAAGUUUUUACAAAAGUGGACGAGUUGAAGAAGAGCACGUCUGGUCCAUAUGAUGUUACCCUAAAAGAAAAUGGAUGUAUUGUGUUUAUAAGUGGAUUAAGUAAUGGUGAUAUCAUUGUGUGCUCAAAACAUUCAACUGGACCACGUGACAACACCACUCGGAAUCAUGCAUUAGAAGGAGAGAAACGAUUACGUUUGCAAUUGGGAGAAGACAAGGUUAAACAGUUGGCAAAGUACUUGGCUGAGCAUAAUUUGACUGCAGUUGCUGAAUUAUGUGAUGAUGAAUUUGAAGAACAUGUUUUAAGUUAUAGCAAGGACAAAUCAGGAUUGUACUUGCACGGGUUGAAUUAUAACACCAUACAAUUCCGUACAGUUCCAAUAGAGAAAGUUAUUCAGUUUGCCGAUGACUGGAAUUUCAAAAAGGUAGAUUAUUUAACCUUCACAGAUGUUGAAAAACUAUUUGAGUUUUUGGAAAAGUGCAGCGAAACUGGAAAAUAUCAAGAUCGGGAAGUUGAAGGAUUCGUCAUUCGUUGCAAACGUAACAAUGCCGACUUUUUCUUCAAGUACAAAUUCGAACAACCCUAUUUAUUAUACCGUCAGUUUCGAGAAGUUACCCGACAGCUAAUCAUUGAUGAUAUUCCUAUUCAAUCGGUUCGAAUGAAAAAGAACAAAUUUAUAACUAAAAAAUAUCUCGAAUUUGUGUCAGAAUUAUUUGCCAAGCAACCUCAAUUAAAGGCGGACUUUAUUGAUGGACAUGGAAUUAUUAAAGUUCGAGAAUUAUUUUUAGAAAAUUUACAUGAAACUAAUGGAAUGAAAUUAUUGACCAUUGACGAGAGUUUGUCGCAUGAAUUAGACAAUUUGUCGUUACAACAUGAAAUAAAGUAUGUUUUAGUACCUGUAGCGACUAUAGGUUGUGGUAAGACCACGGUGUUUAAUACCCUUAGCGGGUUAUUUCCAGAUUGGGUUCAUAUACAAAAUGACAAUAUUGCAAAAAGGUCAAAAUUGAAAAUUGUCGAUUUGACGUUAAUGUCAUUAGCUAAUUAUGACGUGGUAUUGUUUGAUAGAAAUAAUUCUGAAUACCGGGAAAGAAAACAAAUUUUCACCACAGUCGAUCAAAAACGCCACGAUUACUUAGAUGAGACUACCCAGAUCAAAUAUAUUGCCAUUAAUUUUGUUCAUGAUGUUGAUUAUGAUCAAUUAUGGGAUAUAACAUUUGAAAGAAUUAAGGCUAGAGGUGAUAAUCACCAAUCUAUAAAGUCUGAUUCUGAUGAACUAUUAGCCACAAAAGUGAUGAAGGGGUUUAUUAAUAGGUUUCAACCACUAGACACGGAAAGAGAACCCGACAGUGGGUUUGAUCAUGUCAUAAAUUUAACCUUGGGCGAAAAUACUUCAUUGGGAAAUGUUAGAUUGAUAAUCAAGGAGUUAGCCGAGAAGUACCCCGAAUUGAUCCCAGAACAACCAACCGAAGAACAAAUAUCCCUGAAGUUUACUGAAGCUUUAAAUUACAAACCAGAUUAUACCAAAAAUAUGACCAAUGAAAAGCCCAAACCUGUCUACUAUGGGGUAAAUAUCGAUCAUUCAAAAAUCAUAGAUGCAGUCAACAACCAGAUAGGGGGUCAUGAUCUGUGGCAAUCAUUACAAGGUAUUAAUAGAGUACAACGUGAAUUUCAUGUAACUUUAUCCCAUAGUGCCAACGCCAGAGGAGAGAAUAAAUCCAAAUGGAAACAAAUCGUUAACAAGUUAGGUAAAGGAGAAGACAAAUCAGGUAAAUCAUACCUUGAGUUUUAUGCUGAUGUCAAGUUAACUCAGGUUGCAAUCACUCCAGAUUUGAUCUGUUUAAAAGUUGAUUUACUCGGUACUUUUGAUAGUGACUUCAAUGUAGUGGAACUGGAACACUUGAGUACAAUGCUUCAUAUUACCAUUGGUACAUUUAGACCUGAAGUUAAGCCAGUUGAGUCGGGGAUUAUCUUGCAAAAGUUAUAUGCUGAUGAUUCAACCUUGAAACCAGAUGGUGAAUACCGAGUGGAAGGAAAUACUGUUACUAUUGUCAACUUUGCAGACGAGAGUAUCUUAGAAAAGCAACGAUUAUUUGUAUAUAAAUAG
Messenger RNA from Spathaspora passalidarum NRRL Y-27907, 2370 nucleotides. RefSeq names its product tRNA ligase (gene LIG1). The transcript has a single exon. Gene Ontology annotation, biological process: tRNA splicing, via endonucleolytic cleavage and ligation. Gene Ontology annotation, cellular component: nuclear inner membrane. Gene Ontology annotation, molecular function: GTP-dependent polyribonucleotide 5'-hydroxyl-kinase activity; phosphoric diester hydrolase activity; ATP binding. Lineage: Eukaryota; Fungi; Ascomycota; Pichiomycetes; Serinales; Debaryomycetaceae. Bases 1 to 2370 code for a protein of 789 amino acids. The record is from RefSeq and is a predicted model, not a curated record.